Molecule: messenger RNA, 750 nt
Organism: Arvicanthis niloticus (Nile rat)
Lineage: Eukaryota; Metazoa; Chordata; Mammalia; Rodentia; Muridae
Source: RefSeq, a predicted model, not a curated record
AUGAAAUUUGUGGCCAAAUGGAUGGAACUAGAAAAUAUCAUCCUGAGUGAGACAUCAAAUGUAAAUGACAUCAAAUGUAAGGCAACUUUGUACACAAGUAGGGUAAUGAGAGGCCAAUCUAUCUGUAUCACCUGCAUUCUGAGUGUGUUCCAGGCCAUCACAAUCAGUCCCAGUACCUCUUUUCUGGCAAAAUUUAAAGACAAACUUAAAAAAUACAUGAUCAAUGCAUUAUGUUAUAUUUGGUUUUUCAAUUUGUCUGUUUGUAGUAACAUGCUCUUUUAUGUUGGUGGUUUUACUAAUGUGAGUGAGACCAAGCAGAUGAAGGUCACUAAAUCCUGCUCACUCUUCCCCAUGAACUACAUCGUCAGGGGAUUACUUAUUUUACUGUCAACUUCCAGGGAUGUGUUUCUUGUAGCAGUCAUGCUGACCACAAGUGCAUACAUGGUAAAUAUUUUACACAGACAUCAGAGGCAAUGCAAGUAUCUUCAUAGCAUCAGCAGCCUUAUAGCAUCCCCUGAGAAAAAGGCCACACAGACCAUCUUGCUGCUGGUAAUUUUCUUUGUGGUCAUGUACUGGGUUGACUUCAUCAUCUCACUCACCUUGCUCCUGUUAUGGAUCUAUAACCCAGUCGUCCUGACUGCUCAGAAGUUUGUGAUGUAUGCCUAUCCCACAAUUACUCCUUUGGUACAAAUCAUUUCUGAUAAGAGAAUAAUCAAUGUACUGAAAAACUUGCAGUCACAGUGUCACUAG